AUGUUGGCACAGCGUUCCAGGAAAUUGGACGCCAGUCAGGGGACGAGCAACACGUUGCGCACUUCUAAGCAGACUCUGAGCAGUGUUUGUUCUCGGGACUUUUAUAAAUCUUUUCUUUGCUGCAGGGGAUCCUUAACUCAUGCUUGCCAAGUUGUGGGAGGAAUACAUCGAGCCCGGACUACGGUUUACUAACUGCUCUACAAGAGGACGGCGAGAUCUGGGCCAACAUCUGGGCUCAACGCUGUCAGCCAUUUGAUGUUUUUUUUGAUACUGGACAGAAUGUCAAGCUAUUUCAAUGUGUGGGUGUCCUUUGGCAUUCUGUACCCCCUUCUGCUGGCUGUAGGGGCAGUGGAAUGCUCGGAGAAGGAAACGUUGCUCGAACCAAGGUCGGAGGUGUCGGAUGUGAACCUGACUAACUGUUUGUUGGAGUGCACUGGGAUGACCUACGUCAAGAAAUUGCAACUUCAGGACAAUCAUAAUAUAAAGCUUCAAGACUCCACGGAAGGAGGCUUUGGGGAACACUGUUGGUCCACGGAGCUCAAGUGCACCAUUGGAGAGAGGUUUGAGGUGGCCUACGUGGUGUUGCCCGUGGACGUGUCCGCAGUCGGACCCGAGCAGCUAGAAGUCAGAGCCACCGUCCCCACUGCCGCCACACUGCUCGCGCACGACAACCCCACCACAAUUGCGGACAACUGUGGCCUCAGAUACGACGUCACGGCGCACUUCAGCGCAGGGCGGGCCGGGACGUCGUUCUGCGUGCAGGUUGUCGCCCGGGAGGACGUUCCGGGGGAGAGAGCUCUUAGAUGUCCUCCCUUUCUUGUCACCUUGUGGCAGAGAGAACCAGAUCAGCACAACCAAGAAGACCAGUAGAGUCUCAGCGACGGGAGAAAUACUCAGACCUUUCACUGGAGUGGAAGUGAACCGUUGUGAACAAGUAAAAGUCCUCCAAAUGUUACAUAACUAAAAUGAAUCAAAGGCAGGAUGGGUAAUCUUAAGAAACUUUCAAGCCUAUUCUUUAUUUAAAAAAUGAAUGUGGCUCGUAGCGUGUACCCAAAGCUGCUAAAUUUAGUGAAGGUCGUCCAAAACCCCUCACCCUAAAUUAACCUUACGAAUGUAAACAACAAACAUGACCAGCGCUAGUCUUCAAGCCCGUCAACAUAGCAGCUCGUGCAGGACGAGUAAUGAGUCACGUGUUCUAAAUAUGUUCAGGCAGGCAGACAGGCAACAGGGUUAUUAUUACUCCACAGUACCUUACGGUAAAAGUUCUCAAUGCUUCCUACAGUCCCGGUUAUAUUGUUAUAUAUGAUAUACUUUUAUUUUAUAAUGAAUACUGUAUUAAUGUGUAAGCAGCGUAUUGCUGCUGAAUUUGUUUGAUUUUAAACUAUUUUAUUGGUUGACACUAUUUCUUUUCAUUAUGGAUUAUUUUCAGUUAACAGAUGGAUUGUUAAAAAAUAUUAACUUAAAUUCCUCAGAGCCCAAAGCGACACCUUCAAUUGUGAAAACUUUCAAAAGAUUUUACAAAAAAUAUAUGCAGAUUAUUCAAUUUAUUUUUAUUAAAAAAGUAUUAAACACUAUCAUGAAAAUGCUUUUCUAGUCUGGAACAAACCAGGAAGGUCUGGAACAGGUCUGGGAGAUCUGCAUCAUAUUGUAUAACCUCCAGAUGUUUUUUAUUGAAAUAUCUUAGUUUAUAAGGUGAUAGGUAACUAUAAAUGUCAAAUGAUUGUAGUUGAGUAAUAAGCACACUAUUUUAGUGUAAGUAAGUGUAAGUUAAGUGAAAGUACCUCAAAUAUAUGGCUAUGUACAGUUGUGACAGUAAAUGUAUUUAGUAUACAUUCCGUUAAAAGCUAAUCAACCCUGAACAUCAGCGGUUUGCUUGUUUAACAUAAUAAGUUGUUACCAUUUUUUAGAACCUUGCUUUUUAUUUUUUUACCUCUACUAAUCUUGCACUUGUCUUCUGGAGUUAAAGUUCUUCUGCGUGAUAGAUUCCAAUUCAAAGAAGACAUUUUCAUUAACUUCAUUCCAUAUUUGCAAUCGUCAUUUGAUUACAUUGGAUCUGUGUUGACAUUGAUUCUCUAUGAAUAUUGAUACUUCUCUUUAUGGAUUAAUGUACCAAGUAAAGUGCUUGCAGAAAAUUGUGAAAAUAUUACUGUAUGUGUUUCCUUUCUUUGCAGACUGAGUUAUCUCCUGGUUUCGUGUUAGAUUUUUUAGAACCAGCAUAAAAGAUCUGGUUUUAGUUGUGAAGGUAUAUGAUGACUUAACGAGUCACUUAACGAUUAAGAAUUAAGCUUUGUUAAGCGUUAAGAGGCAUUUAGUGAAAUACAGAUUUACCUUUUUUGGCCAAGCAUGUGUGCACAAAUAAGGAAUUUAACUUAAGUAUUUGGUUUUUUAGCUCUCUCAAUCAGAGCAGAAAUAGAAAGAACAGCUUUAGUGUGGAAAGGGGGGAAAAAAGCUGGUUAUAUGAGGGUUAAGAAUAGUUAGGACUGUCUAUUCACACACACACAGCUAAGAAAAAAUAGAUUUAAUAUAGAAAAAAUACAGACUAGAUGAUUGUGUACAGUGUGUACCUGAAAAUAUGCCUAUAUACUGCACAUUGUGUAGGAUUUAUAUUGAGAGCCACAGAUGUUAUGAUAUGUAAAUACUCAAAACAAAUUGUGCAUUAUCAACUGUAAAAUUACAAUAUACAACGUCAGUACUGGAUGUUCCAUUGUUAGAUGAUUAUUGAUGGUGUAUGACUGAUGUGUUUAUCAGAGUAAUGGCAAAAAGAUGCACGACAUCAUCAGUGCACUGCUGGUUUCAAAGACGAUGAAAAGCUCUCUGUUAAAUGAAGGAUGUCGAUGUGAGAUGUGAAAGGCUGCAUGUGUUGAUGGCAUCAUUAAAAACAAUUAUCGUUU
Gasterosteus aculeatus aculeatus (three-spined stickleback) is the source of this 2891-nucleotide messenger RNA. The record is from RefSeq and is a predicted model, not a curated record. Lineage: Eukaryota; Metazoa; Chordata; Actinopteri; Perciformes; Gasterosteidae.